AUGGCCGCGCACACAAACGGUACCAACGGCUACCAUGCCGAGAAAAAGCACAUCCUGCUCAACGCUUUUGAUAUGAGCACCGUUGGUCACCUGUCCCCAGGUCAAUGGAAGAAUCCCAACGAUCGGUCGGCUACCAAGAGGAAGUUGGACUACUGGAUUGACUUGGCCAAGCUGCUGGAAGAAGGCGACAUCAACGCGCUGUUUCUGGCAGAUACAUACGGAGGAUACGAUACGUACGAGGGAAGCUUGGACAACUGUAUCAGGAGAGCUGCGCAAUGGCCCAUGACAGACCCGACAAUUCCGAUUUCCGCAAUGGCGGCCGUUACUAAGAACCUAGCAUUUGGCAUCACCGCGUCGACCACGUUCGAGCCACCCUUCUUGCUCGCCAAACGAUUCUCGACCCUCGACCAUCUGACCAACGGCCGCAUAGGCUGGAACAUCGUCACGUCCUGGAAGAAGGCCGCAUUCAAAGCCAUCGGGCUCGACUCGCCCAUCGAGCACGACGAGCGCUACGUCCAGGCCGACGAAUACCUGCGCGUGCUCUACAAGCUCUGGGAGGGCUCCUGGAGCGACGACGCCAUCGUCGAGGACGCGGCAAACGACACGUACGCGCUCCCCGAGCGCAUCCGCGAGAUCCACCACCACGGCAAGUACUUCAAGCUCGACACGCGGCACAUCACCGACCCCUCGCCGCAGCGCACGCCCUUCCUCUUCCAAGCCGGCACCUCGCCCGCCGGCUCCCGCUUCGCCGCCACCCACGCCGAAGCCAUCUUCGUCUCCUCGCACAGCCCGGUCCCGCUCCGGCCCAAGAUCGACACCAUCCGCCGCCUCGCCGCCGCGCAGGGCCGCGACCCGCGCUCCAUCAAGGUCUUCGCGACGCUGUGCCCCAUCGUGGGCCGCACCGACGCCGAGGCGCAGGCGAAGCUCGCCGAGGCGCGCAAGUACGCGUCGACGGUCGGCGGGCUGGUCCUCUUCAGCGGCUGGACCGGCAUCGACGUGUCGGCGCUGCCGCUCGACGAGGACCUCACGCCCGCGCACUCCAAGGAGGCCAACAGCGUCAAGUCGAUCCUGGCGACGCUGACGGCCACGUCCGCCGACGUCCCCAAGGUCACGCCGCGCGUCGUCGCCGAGAAGGCAUCCAUCGGCGGGCUAGGCCCCGUCGCGGUGGGCAGCCCCGCGACCGUGGCCGACGAGAUGGAGCGCUGGGUGCGCGAGGCGGACGUCGACGGCUUCAAUUUGGCGCACGUGACGACGCCGGGGACGUUUGUCGAUGUCGUCGAGUUGCUCGUGCCGGAGCUGCGGAGGAGGGGGCUGUAUCCCGAGAAGGGCGAGAAGGACGGGCUGACGGCGAGGGAGAAGGUGUACGGGAGGGGCCAGGCGAGGCUGAGGCCGGACCAUGAGGGGAGCAGGUACAUGUAUGAUGUUUAUCAGGAGGAUCCGCCGUAUGUGGCGCCUGAGACUGCUGGCAAAGGAUCACAGGAAGGGGUAGGUGCGAAGCCGGGGAAGCCGGUUGCGUAUGAUUUGAGGAGACAGCAGGAGCUUGUUGGGUGA
Diplodia corticola is the source of this 1551-nucleotide messenger RNA. RefSeq names its product xenobiotic compound family. Bases 1 to 1551 code for a protein of 516 amino acids. The transcript is spliced from 3 exons. Gene Ontology annotation, molecular function: oxidoreductase activity, acting on paired donors, with incorporation or reduction of molecular oxygen; monooxygenase activity. The record is from RefSeq and is a predicted model, not a curated record. NCBI's taxonomy places the organism in Eukaryota, Fungi, Ascomycota, Dothideomycetes, Botryosphaeriales, Botryosphaeriaceae.